Messenger RNA from Drosophila bipectinata, 1141 nucleotides. It is a transcript of the gene rost, whose product is annotated as rolling stone. Lineage: Eukaryota; Metazoa; Arthropoda; Insecta; Diptera; Drosophilidae. Gene Ontology annotation, cellular component: membrane. The record is from RefSeq and is a predicted model, not a curated record.
UAGUGGCUGCUCUUUACUCUCUCCUUUACUGUCUUCGUACCGCAUACCGCUUUCGGGGCUCGUGUGAGUCAUAAACAUAACCAUAACUCAGAAACCCCGGUGGAGUUAAGCGAAAAAAGGUUUUCGACGUUCAGUUGCCGGCUAUACGCGACUCACGUCGGAGGUCUCCCCUCCUCGCAGUCUGAAAACCAACAAAAAAAAAUACCCUAAACUUCCUGUCCGCGAUAAAAGUGUGUGCGCGAGAGUAAAUAAAUAAAUUUUAUAAAAUAAAAAUAAAUAAUAAAAAAUAUAUGAAACCAUGCAAAUAUUCGAGGACUUCUGCAAAAGCUUCAACAAGGAAUUGCAACGAGCGAAUUUCGGCUUCUCAUACAAUCGCGUUCAUUUGUUCUAUAGAUCACAGUGGCAAAAGGAGGAAACCAACAUAAUAUACCUUUUAUACCGAUGGAUAUGGGCCUUGUUCUUUCUGGCGGUGUACAUCACCUGCAUAGUUGUCCAGUUCUGCGAUGGAAAGUUCUUUAUCUACAUGACCAACUGGGGAUUCGGGCUCUGUACCGUCACGAUGCUGAUUUCAGCCGUGCAGGUCACUUGCUGGCACUAUGAUCUGAAAAACACGCGGAGCCUGGUACAGGAAUCUGGAAACAAGGCCAAAACGACCAAGGGACUGAAGAUAUAUUGGUGGCUCUACAAUAUGACUCUUUCCUUGGCGCUAAUCAUUUCAACAGUGUACUGGGUGUUCCUCCAUGGCAAGAUGAACAAACCUACACGCUUUCCUACCAUCAGCAUCAUCACCCAUGGACUGAACUCUCUGAUGAUGCUGAUCGACUUCCUGGUGGUUGCAUUUCCGCUCAGGAUAUUGCACAUGAUCUACGGGAUGAGUCUGGCGAUAUUCUUCUUCAUUUUCACCCUCAUAUACCAUUUAUGUGGUGGCACAGAUGAAUUCGGCAAUCAUUAUGUGUAUCCCAUUCUGGAUUGGAAUAAUCCCCAGCGAUGCCUGGUGACCUUUGUGGGGAUCUUCAUUCUGAUUCUCUGCUACUGGCUGCUGCUCUUCGGACUGUACAAGCUGAAGAGGAUGUUCAAUAGGGCCUUCAGUGUGGUCUGGACUCCCCAUGCCGUGGGCCUCAUAUAAGGGAUAGAAUAGACA